Messenger RNA from Penicillium lagena, 684 nucleotides. RefSeq lists its product as uncharacterized. NCBI's taxonomy places the organism in Eukaryota, Fungi, Ascomycota, Eurotiomycetes, Eurotiales, Aspergillaceae. The record is from RefSeq and is a predicted model, not a curated record. The coding region runs from base 1 to 684 and encodes 227 amino acids. The transcript is spliced from 4 exons.
AUGCCACCCUUUCGCAACUUACUCAAUCGGAAAUCCCAACCCGGGGAGACCGAGGUCAAUGACAACCACCUCGCGCCAGACUCUCCCACCCAACAACGCCCCGCUCCCGUAAACAUUCGCCGAAGCCACGAGCGUGAGCCCACGGAGUAUAAAUUGGGUGUCAUCAAUGAUAGUGGCGUCUAUCUACCGCCGUCUCCCCCGGAACGACCAAGUUUCUGGCGCAGAUACCCUCCUGCACGAUCGGCCAACAAUCACCGUGAUCUCGUCAACGAGAAUGAGCCCUUUUCCAUCUCCCGCGAGUCCUUCGACUCUUACCGCCGAUCAUUUGAUAUCUCCGCCCGGUCCCCCGUGACACACCCUGACGCCUCUCGCACCUCAUUGGAUUCCCGGGUUUCCGGAAUCGCGUCUCCCACGGCGCAAUCAAACAUUCGCAAGACCACCCCCAGGCAAGAUGAUGACUUCGAGGAUGUCGGGCUCAAUGACGAAGCCAAGCCCAAAAAGAAAGGAAUCUUUGCUCGCUUUGGUGACUCCUCGGGCGAACCACAGCACUCGGGGGGCGCCAAGCCCACGUCCACAUUUGGCUUCCACAUUCCAGGCAGGAAGCGUGGACAGAGUGGUGGCGGAUCUGAACUCAAUCCCAUGAACGCCCCAGCAUCUACUUCCAACCCUGUUGGUAGUGAAUAG